UUUCUCAAUUUAUACUGCGGGAAAUUUAUGGCUGAUACUUACACGUACUGCUCCCGCCCAAGGUCGUCUUUGACAACAGCCAAUGGUUGAUCUGGGUGGUCAUCUUCAAGUAGCCACAGGAGACAAUGUAGUACCCUGGGGUUGGAAAGUCGUGAACUUACGAGCGGUAUCAAUCACAGUUGGGAAAGUUUCUGCCACAGAUGGCUGUCCUGGACGGCAAGUCGUCUCUUUUGGUUGACGUUUUGCAGUCUUUUUGCAUUUUUUGGGACUUUCUAGAAGCCACUUGACGUAACCUUUGUCAUUUUCAACAGAAGCAAGAGCCAUGCUCGCUGUGCGAAUCGAAAUGCACAAAUAAUUUUCUUGGUAACCGAGAGGGCAUCUUUACCUGCGGGAAUGCCAAUUAUACUCUGUAACAAGCAAAAGAGAAGUUUAACAGCCAAUAGAAAGGGCGGUGGUCCAAAAGGUGCGUCAGAGAGAUGCAAACCUGGACCCCCACAGUCAACAGGGAGAUGAUUCAAAGCAUUCCGUGAGGUUGCGGUCUCCACAUAGGCCUAGAGCUCAAAGGUGUUGUUCACCAGCCUCCCGAAGUCACAAGCUGCAAAGCACUAUCUCUGUUUACUCGACUCUGAAUGAUCGUGAAUAUGAUACGCUGAGUUAACUAAAGCCGAGUCACUUCGUCCGAAGACAAGAAGAUAGGCCCUACUUUCUGAAGACAUUCUCCACAAGUUGGUUCUACUGGCCUUGCGAACCAUGAAGAUUGAGUGGUUGGUGACUAGAUGGCUUGGAUUGCAACAGAAAGUGUCGUCAUGUUGGGAUGGGGGUCAAGGUGGCCUACAAGUGGACAUGGACGAUGGAACCGAUACCGGUUUGAAACGUCCGCUAGAGUCUGACAGCGAUGACGACGUGCCACUUCUGACACUGGCCAAACGUGCCAGUGGGAGCCCUAGCCCAAUCCGCCUCAAUGAGGAAGCUGCACCCCUGCAGCAAGCCGGUCGGCCCACAUCACUGGCCCGAGCCGACUCCAACCCAACCUGCCACAACUUAUGUCCCAUGUGCUGUCUUAGGAAAAGCUAACCAGAAGCAACUACUAUUGGGGGGAGGUUAUGUGCAAGGGGGGAAUGUUGUGCAAAAAACAGACACUAAAGCACAACCCGGUUUUUCAGGCCGUCUUGGCGCAAGUUGGAAAGGAGUACCCAAGUACGGCUGGAAACGAGGCAUUCAAAAAGGGCCUUAGGGAAGCUGGAAACGGCAAAUGUAAGAAGCUUGCCAAAAUACCGAUCAUAUUCAAUACAUAUACUAGUUUUUUGCUUUUUAAGUUUGUGUAAAUAAUUUUUUUCAGGAAGGGAAUCAUUAAGUACUCAGGGGCAAACUAUAGACUUGUUCUGUCACUCAGUCUUAUACUUCUUUUUAAAGAAAGAACCUUUACAUACAUUUAUUAAGACUACAGUUAAUCUCUGGGCACAUUUUGUUGCAUUAUUUGUACUUUGUUAAAUUAAUGGUCAACUGCCA
Molecule: messenger RNA, 1509 nt
Organism: Acanthaster planci (crown-of-thorns starfish)
Lineage: Eukaryota; Metazoa; Echinodermata; Asteroidea; Valvatida; Acanthasteridae
Source: RefSeq, a predicted model, not a curated record